CUUUCUUCCUCUCCUUCCUCCUCCUCUUCUUCCCUCCCCUCCCCGCCCCCCCAUCCUCCUCUCACUCCCUCCUCCUCUCCUACCUCCUCUUCUUCUUCCCUCCCCUCCCCGCCCCCCCGUCCUCUCUCCCCCCCUUCCUCUCCUCCAACCUGCCGGCCGCCCACGAUGUCGAAGACGCUGACAGAACUUACGGACGAGUUCCUCAACGGAUUCGAAGGCUGUGGGAUCAUGAAGGUCGUGGACAGCUUCCGGAGGGAGAAGUCCUUGAGCGAGAUGAUGUCCUUUCUCCUGAGUCUCCCCGAGGCCCACCGGCACCUCACGCCCGCAGAGUGCCUCCCGGAGCUCAAGAGGGACGUCGGAGCAGCCGAGUACUUCCGCGUCAUAGGGAAAAGCUUUUACCAAGAGAUGCUCAUUGACAAGGCUCUGGAGAUGUUCACCAAGAGCAUCAUACUGGCGCCCCAUCCUCCUGGGCGCCCCUACCCUGCUGCCGGCGAGAAGGAAUCGCCCAGAGGAAGCGAGACCCCGUUCUUGCCCUUUUCGAGAGAAGAGGAAGAAGACGAAGAGAAAUGCGCGUUGUCUCUGGGCUAUGCGAACCGGUCGGCGAUACUGCUGGAGUUGAAACAAUACUCUCUUUGCCUCAGGGACCUCGGCCUCGCCCUAAGGCUCGGCUACCCGAAGUGCCUGCGGUAUAAACUGGUAAGCAGGUGGGCCAAGUGCCUCAUUGCGCUCGACAGGGAACGUGAGGCCGUGCAACUUCUGAACGCAGCUCUCGAGGCGCUGGGCACUCUCCCCUACGACAAGCUGACCCUUGCCAGCGCCAAAGCGUCUCUCCUGAUGGUUCGCCAGACGUGCAAGAAGUUCGGUUCUUCGCAAAAGAGUUCUCCGUCCUUUUCUCUCGAUGCUCUCGCCACCGCCAAGGAAAAGGAAUUCAAGGUCCCCAGUCUGAAAAAUAUAAACCGGUCCGCACCAGCCUUGAGCAGCGCUGUCAAGGUGGCUUACUCGCGCGCGAAGGGACGGCAUCUGCUGGCGACCAGGGACAUUAAGCCAGGGGAGCUGCUGUGUUCGGAAAAGAGCUUCGCAACCUUACUAAUGCCAGAGUGUGGGGAAAAGUGCUCGCAUUGCCUGGCAGACCAUGACGGUGUCAUCAUACCUUGUCCGGGUUGCACGGAGGUCCUGUUCUGCAGCCUCAAGUGCCAACAAGAGGCGCUGUCCAGUUACCAUCGGGUCGAGUGUCCUAUCGGCGCCACCUUGGCCAGCCUCGGCCUCCCCUCACACGCGCUCCUGGCCCUCAGGGUCGUCGCCAAGGUGUCCUUCAAAAAGCUGAAGAGGGAGGAAGCCGAACUCCGUAAGGAAGUCGAGACACAGGCGGCGGCGACGCUGGGGUUCAACGACAAGAAAAAAUACGUGUCUUCGAGCUACCGGGCCGUCUAUCACCUGAACACCAACCAGGCGCUUCGGCCGGACCUCGAUCUCUUCCACGCCUGCGUCACGGCCUUCGUCCUCCUGAAACUCCUGCAGAAAAGCGGACGAUACUUCUGCUGCGAGAAGGGUCAGCCCUGCUCGCCCUCGCACGAAGAGCUGGUGCUCGUGGGAUCCGCUCUCUGCUCCCACGUGCUCAGGGCGACGUGCAACGGACUCCCCGUCAUUGAGUCCACGAGACACGUGUUUCUUAAAGGGAUGCACAUGAACACCGACAUCGGCCUUGGCUUAUUCCCGACGCUGAGCCUGGCAAACCACGCCUGUGACCCGACUGCCACUGUCUUUACGUGCCAAACAGGAAGCCUGAUGAUGUCUUUAAGUUUCAUUCCGAAAGGAGGUGAAGUGACCCGCUCUUAUGGGGUUUCCUAUUGGGAUAUGGAAAAGAAGAAACGGAGGGCGCUGUUGCAAGAAGGCUACCAAUUCCUGUGCAACUGCAAUGCGUGUGAAAACAACUGGCCAUUGUUCAAAGACCUUUCUAACAGUCUGACCUUAAUUUGCCUCAAAUGCUCCCAGCCGUUGUGUUUUCUGAGUGUCAAGUGCUUGAAAUGUAAGAUCGACUAUGGUGUACCUCUGACAAAGAGGGAAGCCAAGUUGUCCAAUCGGUAUUUCUUUAUGGAAAUCAUUACGAAGAUAGAAAUUAUGAAGCAACAAUUCAGUUGUUAUGCCAACCCGCCGGUGAAAUUUGACGAAACAGAAAAAGACAUCAUUUGCGAGAUGCUCCUAUUGUUGGAUAAAUACACUAAACUUCCCACGAAGUAUGUGGUCGCUGGUCGACGCACACUGAACAUUUGGCUGAAGUUCUGGGGACCCGCCAAACACUUCCAGUAGUCUUCUGCCGUGAACUUCCUUCCUUUUGUGUUGAUCUGUACUAGGGACAUCCGAAGCUGUAAGCGCCGUGGUAAAAGCCUGCUAAUGUCUAGACUUUGAGGCCUCAGGCUUCGGUCUUUCUGUAGCGUCGCCACGAGGGCAGCCGCAGGCUCACCUGAGUUGAUCUCUGCCAGUCAGCACAUCCACAGAUCAUGCAGGUCAAUCAGGCAUCCGAACAAGUAGAUUAACUUGAAACCCAUAAAGAUGGGGCGCAGGACGUCCACUGUUGCCACCAAGAAAGCGAAAGUGUAUACUCAACUGUAUACGUGUAAAUACAUUGCUUUUUGAAACACGGAACAGUGCUUCCUUCGGGGGGUGGGGGGGGGGGAGUGCAAUUGAGAUAGAAGAGAGGGAGAAGAGAGGAGCGAGAGAGAGAGAGAGAGAGAGAGAGAGAGAGAGAGAGAGAGAGAGAGAGAGAGAGAGAGAGAGAGAGAGAGAGAGAGAGAGAGAGAGAGAGAGAGAGAGAGAGAGAGAAUAUAUAAUAUACAAUAUUUGUAUUCAUAUUUUCCGUUUCAAAUUUUCUCUGAUUCAAAGGAAUUACCUUUACAUUGUCUUCAAAUGAAUUGUAUAUACAUUACCUGUAUGUACAUUUUCUAUGUUUCAGAUGAAUUACCUGUAUAUUGUCUCUAAUUUAAGUGAAUUGUAUGUACUUUAUUUGUAUGUACAUUUUCUCUGCUUCAAAUGAAUUGUAUGUAAUAGAUUUCAUUAAUAAUAUGGUGCAGGAUUAGGAUAUGAUGAUCUAUAGAGUAGUUCUGGGCAAAAUGAGACCGUAGUAGCCCCUUUCACGGUUUUAAGCCUCUCAUUGGCACUAGGAAUUCAGUUCAUUCAUAAAUGCUUGUAAAAAUGACUCUCGCUUGUUUUCUCGUUCUUUGUUGUGGUGAAGGUUCCUUGGAAGGUUGUUCACGAAGACGAAACGAAAGGGCUCUUUGUUUUCGCCAUUUUGAAAUUCUUCUUUUUGUGUUUCGUAACGCAGUGGCCCAUUUAACCAACGCCAUUGUUAUCAUCAUAUGUUUUCCUGUAAUUUUUAUAUCUUUAAAUGUAUUUUCUUUGAUAAAAUCUUGUUUGAUUUAA
Molecule: messenger RNA, 3417 nt
Organism: Penaeus indicus
Lineage: Eukaryota; Metazoa; Arthropoda; Malacostraca; Decapoda; Penaeidae
Product: SET and MYND domain-containing protein 4-like
Exons: 4
Coding region: 166-2307 (713 amino acids)
Cellular component (GO): nucleus; cytoplasm
Molecular function (GO): histone deacetylase binding
Source: RefSeq, a predicted model, not a curated record